CUCGCCGUACGAUAUCGCGCGUAUAUACUCGAGGAUCUCGCGAUCUUGCUGAGUAAAGAAACGAGAAAUAUCGGUGUAUUCCUUUUUUUCUUGGAAUAAUCGAUAUUCGGUAUACAACAAGAUAUGCUUGUUGAUUCGAAGAAGUGACAUUACGUAUAUCUCUCGAUUUGGGACACGCCGUCUAGGAUGUAUCGCGGAGACAUAAUCUUUUACAAAAUUUUGACAUAGUCCCAGGAUCAAAUCCUCUUGAUGAAAAAUUGCACCGGGGAUUCCUCGGAUCAACGUGAGAAGUGCUUUAACGCUUGUCCUUGCUGGACUCCCGAGGGACGGAACGAGUGUCGUCUCGAGGUAAUUGGCAGUGACUGGAGAGAUUCGACUGGUGAACCGAUAGAAUGCGAAUGCGGAUCUUAUACUCGUGACAUCGAAUUUGUUAAUCGGAUAUCGGUGAUGCAGCUACAUGCUGGAAGGAGGAAGGGGAUGACUGUUAAUUUUCUACCGAGGAUGGUGGCGGUCUUUGUUUUCGCUUGCCUUCUACUGCAGAAUGGUCGGUCGACAUUCGCAGCGUUUACUACUGUUACCACCAUCCCUGAUCCCGAAUUUGUUGACGAAAUAGGAAACAUCACAGUACCAGCAGGACGGAAUGUCAAACUGGCAUGCAGUGUGAAAGAUCUUGGAUCAUUCAAGGUGGCCUGGAUGCUUUUCGACAAGAGCGCUAUUCUGACGGUACAGAAUCACGUUAUUACCAGGAACCCCAGAAUAUCCGUGUCGCACGAUAAGCACAGGACCUGGUUCCUACAUAUCAACGACGUGCACGAGGAGGACAAGGGAAAGUACAUGUGCCAGAUUAACACUGCUGCCGCCAAAACGCAAUAUGGCUAUCUACACGUCGUAGUGCCACCAAAUAUUGACGAUUCGCAGAGCUCGUCGGAUGCAAUCGUUCGCGAGGGCGCCAACGUGAGCCUCACCUGCAAAGCGACCGGAAGUCCAACACCUAGUAUUCGUUGGAAACGAGACGAUGGUACCAAAAUCUCGAUCAACAAAACUUUAGCUGUGGCAGAAUGGGAGGGUGAAACGCUGGAAAUGGCGCGGAUUUCGAGAUUGGACAUGGGUGCAUAUUUAUGCAUUGCCAGCAACGGUAUACCACCGACAGUUAGCAAACAGAUCAAAGUAUCGGUCGACUUCCCCCCUAUGCUCUGGAUACCGCACCAAUUGGUCGGCGCGCCCCUGGGUUACUCCGUUAUUCUGGAAUGUUAUACCGAGGCUCAUCCGACUUCUUUGAAUUACUGGGCGAGGGAGGACGGCCUAAUGAUUCACGAGAGCAGUAAAUACAAGACUGUGUCGUUACCCGAUAAGCCAUCUUACAAGACACAUAUGAUGCUCACGAUAAACGAUAUACAGAGAGAAGACUACGGUAGCUACAAGUGUAUCGCCAAGAACCCACGUGGAGAAACCGACGGGACGAUUCGUCUGUACAUGUCUGCACCACCAAGUACCAGUCCUAGCCCGUCUACCACAGAGGUCCCUAAAAAAGAUUGGGAAUUCAUGGCGGAGAUGAAUAACUCUGUUUACGGAAAUCCAAGUUCGCUGACAAUUCAAAAUGAGAAGAAUAUCAAGACAGGUACCAAGUUCCAAUCGAAUCUGAACGAAAUUGGAAAAUCGGAACAGAAGUCGUCCGAACAGGAUAGAAAAAGAAAUUACAAUUGGCCUCCUGAUAAGGAUUCAGCAACGGGCGUGAUGACGACCGUGACGCUUCUACUAAUUGCCCUGGUGGUAACGAUAAUUCGAUAAGCAAGAUCCGAAAAGAAAAAGAAAGCGAACGACGACCUCGUUGUUGAUAUCGGUGGUGGUCUCCCUAAUUAACGGAUUCAAUUAAAGAGAAAAUAAAAAGAAGAAAAAUUAGAACUUAAACGAAAAACAGACUCGUACACAAUACACGUAUAUGCGCACACACAACACACACACAUACGCGCGCGCACGCAAUUACAAAAGAUGACACAAAGACUGACUGGAGUAGAUAGCGUCCGUAUUAAAUGACGGAGAGUAAUUUACGCGUGCCAAGUUAGUGUAGCAACGAAAGUCCACGAGUGGCCAAGAAUUUAAGGGACAUGAAUCCUCAUCGAUCUUUUCUUCAUCGAUUGUGCGUUGUAUGGCCCGGAGAUGAGGGGGGGGUGAGUCACGCACCGAGAGAUGGAACAACGAGAACGAGAGGAAAGAGGAGGGUAUUAACAAAGUGCAACGACUAUCGCUUUCAGUGUAAUAUAUUGUAUAACGCCGUAACAAUGACUUCAAACCAACAAAUACCAGUGAUCUCGUCUCCGCGAGAGAGUGCGACCCGGAACGUGUGUGAGAGUGAGUCGUUACGUUUUUUAAACUACACUAUGUGGGAGUAUUUCAGUCGCACGCAACUAAAUGACAUUUCUGGAAUAUCAAAACGAAAUCGUUCGAGCUUAAUACUGAAUUAAAGUUUCACCGAGCCAACUAGUUUUCCAACAUUUUUGAACUUAUAUCCCCCUGCCGAAAUAGUUUUCUUCUCUCGUUUGUACGAUCGAUGCGUGAGGGUUCUCAAUUUCGUCAAUAACAUAGGAAUGCUUGCGUUCGGAGAUUCGUCACGACGAUAUGUGUCCCGAGGAGACUCAUGGGUGUUAGUCACGCUUCGAGCAAAGUUAAUUCUCCAUCAACAUCAGGUUCUAUCCGCAUACGUAGUCACGGCUCGACUGUAUGUAUCCCUUAAGUAUCGGCUAUUUCUUUGUUUUUUCUUCUUUAAUUUAUAUAAAAUGUAUAAAAUGCGUGUAUAUAUUAUUAUCUCCAGCAUCAAUUUUACUUUUUUACUUCGCGGUGAACUUUCUCGUUCUGCCAAGUACUUUUUAAAUUUUCCAAUUCUUUCCACCUCCUAUCCUUACCUCCUUACGUACGAAAUCAUGGAACCCAUCUGGAUACUUGAGAUUAAAACGUCAGAUUCGGUACGGGAGAGUUGUUCUCAUCUGGAGAGGCAGUCGGAGAAAGUACGAACAGAGCGCGGGAGAGGGAAGGAAAGAAAAAGAAGAAAAUGGAAAAUUUGCAAAGAAAGAAAUGGAGAUAUAUCGUAACAAGUUGAACACUAUCAGUUGUAUACGAAUCAAUCCGGUAUUGCUCUGAGAAUGCCGCAAUCCUCUUUUUACAUUAUAU
Molecule: messenger RNA, 3165 nt
Organism: Mycetomoellerius zeteki
Lineage: Eukaryota; Metazoa; Arthropoda; Insecta; Hymenoptera; Formicidae
Product: protein CEPU-1
Exons: 11
Coding region: 250-1788 (512 amino acids)
Cellular component (GO): neuron projection
Source: RefSeq, a predicted model, not a curated record